AAUAAUGACGUCACACAGUCGCCAUUUUUCUCUCAGCUGUUUUGAAACGACGAGGAGAGGUUUAUUUUGAAUAAUAUCGUUACCUAGAUCUAGUGCACUAUAUAAUAGUGUGGUCAUAGUGCGAUAUGUCUGGGGAAUCGCCACGAAGAGUUUCCAGGAGUGGCGGGAUAACGGUGCGACCACAACCAGCAUGUGAUAAAAGUGUAUUAGAGAGUGUUGUUGAUUUCUUUCAAGACGUUGUACCUCAGGCCUACAUUGGUACACAGAAAUCUGAUGAUAAAGAAAAAAUUCAAUGGGUGAAGUUUGAACAAACUGAUGUAAAUGAUAUCACAGCUAAUCCUGAUGUGUCACUACCUAGUGGGAGCUCUCCACCACUACUGCUGGUGCUGGGUUAUGUGAAUGGGGUACAAGUCUGGAUUGUCACAGCUAGUGGAGAGAGCCAUGAAGUAUUGUCCUUGAGGCAGGGUCCAGUGAGGGUCCUCAGGGUGCUGUCCAGUCCAGAGCCUGUAUUUGAAGAUUCCAUGCAUGAUGCCUUUGAGAGCAAGAGGCCUUUGGUGGCUCUCAGUGAUGGCUCCAGCCCUGGUCAGCCUUAUUGCUCUGUGAAGCUCCUCUCCUUAAAGACUGGAGAUGAAGUGCACAGCAUAUCAUUUCCAUCUCCAGUGUUCAACAUUCAGGCUAAUAAAAGGGUAAUGGUGGUAGGCCUACAUGGAAGUUUGUCUGUGUUUGACACAUGCAGGUUUUGUAAAGUACUGACUGUAACAAAUUGUUACCCUUCCAAAGGACCUGACAUGAAUCCUGUGGCACUGGGGACAAGGUGGUUAGCAUAUGCUGACCAGAAGCUGGUGCCUAUGCAUCAGUCUUGUGGUGGGAUGACAGGAGAUGGGGCCCAGUCCUAUGCUGCCACCAUGAUCAAUGCAGCAAAGACAAUAACAAAAGGUUUACAGAUGUUUGGAGAGACUGUGACCAGCAGUUUAACUGGAAACAAGCCGGUGCCUCACAAAAAAGAGCCCAGUGUCUCGGACCCAGACCACACUCCUGGAAUAGUCACCAUUAUUGAUAUACAGAAGAUUAAGGGAGAGUUUUGCGUGGCAGAUGAGUACGAUGGCGAAGGCAUUCUGGCCCACUUCCCAGCACAUGCCAGUGAGCCUGUGUCGGCACUGAGUUUUGACCCCAGUGGCAUACUGCUAUUUACUGCCUGCAGACUGGGACAGAAUUUCCACAUAUUUCGCAUCAUGGCCCAUCCUUGGAGUUCCUCCAUGGGGGCAGUGCAUCACCUGUAUACCCUACACAGAGGAGACACUACAGCAAAGGUGCAAGAUGUGACAUUUACAAUGGACAGUCGGUGGGUUGCAGUGAGCACGCUCAGAGGGACCACACACCUGUUUCCUAUGACCACAUAUGGAGGUCCUAUCACAGUACGUACGCACACCUCGCCCAGGGUUGUCAAUCGUUCCAGCCGGUUCCAUCGCAGUGCUGGCUUGGAUGAUAUCGAGCAAGCCACAGGCCGCCAUAGCCCUGUGACUGUGUCUGGAAGUCCUGGGGGAAGUAACGCAGCUUAUCAUGAACACUACCCCACACUGUUGCACCAGAAUGCUCUCAACAAUAACAGCAUCAACCCCAGGCUUCCCCCUUACCCCCACCCCACUACCAUGUACCCCUUGGUGCAGAUCAAGCAGCCCCUGACCCUGGCCAGCAUAAGUGGGGGGCCAGCUGCCAAGUCAGGACAGACCCCAGGGUCGGCCGUGGAAACCCUCUGCGUGGCUGCAGCAUUUGGGCCCAUGAAGGGCUGGGUGGCUGGGGCCAUGAGGGAGAAAGGUGAUGCUAAGCGUGCCAUAGACUCACUGUAUGUGUUUGGUUGGGGAGGCAGUCUUAUUGAAUACGUGCUGGAUGUGAAGCCGAAGCCAGGCAUUGACAAGAUCAGUGAUGAAGCCCCAAUAGAGGUCACUGCUGUCCCCAGGGCACAGUGGAAUUUGCAAAGAUCAAUCCAUGCUGCUGAACUGAAGCCUCCAUUGUCAAGUAACAAUCAGCUGAUCCUGGCAACAGAUGCUGUUUUAACUCAACAACCCUCUUCAUCCACAGACUAUCCCUAUGCUGGCCUAGUCCAGCGCGUAGACUCCGAGUCCAGUCUGUCAUCUGAUCACAGUAGUAUUAAAGAAGACAUGGAUGACCAGUGGCUAUCACAGGUUGAGAUCAUCACUCAUGCAGGGCCACAUAGGCGGUUGUGGAUGGGACCCCAGUUUUCAUUUAAGACAUUCCAGAAUACACAGAACACAACGACAGUACUGUCAUCAAAUUCAUCAGUUUUACUGUCACAAAGUCCAGAGACACAAAUCACAACCACAGACAUACUGAGUGAUGAGGUGGACCUGCAGAGUUUACCCCUACAACCUACACGAUCAAGUCCUGUAGCCAUGCCUGGCAGACAAAGGGCGCAGAGAGGAUCAACCAGUAGUGACACCUACAGUCCAACACCUGUGUUCUCUAUUGAAGCAGGCAGCUUUGAGCAGUCACCCAAUUUGGUUGAAGUGUGUGGAAGUUGGCCUGAGGUGUCUGGGCAGAUAGCGCCGGCCUUGCCAACCAGGAGUGGCGAUGUCCCAGAAGAAAGCCUCUGUGAGACCUUGGCAGACGCCAUGAUUGAAUCUCCCCAAAAAGACGGGAGGCCACAGGAUGAAAGUAAAGAUCAAAGCAAGAAACGUGGCGCUGCAUUUGAUUUGCGUUCCUCCCCAGUACAAACAUUAGAACACGUCUUGGUGUUUCCGAGUAACAAUUCUUCGGAUUUACAAAGUUGAUGUGGAGGGGGGAAUUCUCACAAAUACGUGGACGGAGGAUAUUUUUUAUCUGUAAAUAUUUAAUUAGAUACAGUUGUAAAAUGCUAAGAUUAUCGGCCAUGGUGGUAAUGUAUUUUAAGGCAACAAGAUACAAAAUAAGAUUUGUAAUUCGUAUAUUAAUUCGGAAGGAUUAAAGAAAGAUUAUUUGUAUUUUUACAUUUUAUUCAUGACAAUGAUAAAUUGUUUUUUGUAUUGUAUAAGCUAGUCGAGUAAAAAGAAAUACUGGCAUAUUACGAAAUAAUAUUGUAUUAAUUUUAUUCUUAACAAUAUUCUGUGGUUUUGUAUCAGUUUCGUUUUAUUAAAAUAUUUGCCAACUGCCCUUCAUAACUGUCUAAAUAAGUAAACUUCUUUUGAGAAUUUAUUGAAAAUCGAUGGUAACCCUAUUACUUCGCCAGUACAACUAUGUCGUGUUUCUGAAACAUUUUGUAUCCGAUGAAAUAUGAGACCAUAUUCGUUUGUAUU
This is a messenger RNA of Lingula anatina, 3290 nucleotides long. Its product is annotated as BCAS3 microtubule associated cell migration factor-like. Lineage: Eukaryota; Metazoa; Brachiopoda; Lingulata; Lingulida; Lingulidae. Gene Ontology annotation, biological process: response to starvation; autophagy. Gene Ontology annotation, molecular function: protein binding. Gene Ontology annotation, cellular component: cytoplasm. The record is from RefSeq and is a predicted model, not a curated record.